AUGGCAGCCAACUCACCUCUCCCACGCAUCUGCGUUCUAGGCUCUCUCAACAUAGACCUGGUGUCCUAUGUUCCUCACCACCCCGCCCCCGGCGAGACGCUCACCUCCAACUCCUUCACCGUAUCUCCAGGCGGCAAAGGAGCCAACCAAGCCGUAGCAUGCGCCAAGCUCUCGCGCUCGCAGCCCGCACCGGGCAGCCGCGCCGAUGACGCCUCGGCCGCAGCCCACGUGGCGAUGGUGGGCGCGGUAGGCGCCGACACGUACGGGCAGAUGCUGCAGGACAGCCUGGCGUCGCACGGCGUGGACGUCGGCGGGGUGACGGCGUCGGCGGCGCUCAAGACGGGCAUCGCCAUCAUCAUCGUCGACCAGCCGACGGGCCAGAACCGCAUCGUGCUGAGCCCCGAGGCCAACCACCAGGGCAUGGCGGCCGCGCACUUUGGCGCCGCCGUCGCGCCGCGCGUCGGCAGCCCGGACCUGCUCAUCAUGCAGCUCGAGGUCCCGCUCGACACGGUCCUGCUGGCGCUGGCGCGCGCCCGCGACCUCGGCACCCCCGUGCUGCUCAACCCGGCGCCGGCCGUCAAGCUGCCCGACGAGGUGUACCGGGGGCUGGCGCACCUCGUCGUCAACGAGACCGAGGCGUCGCUCCUGUCGGGCCUGCCGGUCGAGAAGCUGGACACGGCAGAGGGGUGCGCCGAGGUCGCCGCGUGGUUCCUGCAGCGGGGCGUCCAGACGACCAUCAUCACGCUCGGCGGCAGGGGCGUCUACUACAAGUCAGAGGCGGCCGAGGGCCUGCUGCCCGCUGAGAAGGUCAAGGAGGUCGUCGACACGACGGCCGCGGGGGACACGUUCGUGGGCCAGUACGCGCUUGAGGUGGUGGGCAGCAAGGGUGGCGCCUUUGACCUCGAGGCUGCGGUGCGCAAGGCGAACAAGGCGGGUGCCAUCACGGUGCAGAGGAAAGGCGCAGCGGCUAGCAUUCCAUGGAGGGAUGAAGUGGUAUGA
Molecule: messenger RNA, 999 nt
Organism: Diaporthe amygdali
Lineage: Eukaryota; Fungi; Ascomycota; Sordariomycetes; Diaporthales; Diaporthaceae
Exons: 2
Coding region: 1-999 (332 amino acids)
Biological process (GO): D-ribose metabolic process
Molecular function (GO): ribokinase activity
Source: RefSeq, a predicted model, not a curated record